Xenopus laevis (African clawed frog) is the source of this 5632-nucleotide messenger RNA. RefSeq names its product up-regulator of cell proliferation. Bases 191 to 4882 code for a protein of 1563 amino acids. The record is from RefSeq and is a predicted model, not a curated record. Lineage: Eukaryota; Metazoa; Chordata; Amphibia; Anura; Pipidae. The transcript has a single exon.
UCUAGUGAUUUAGGAGAAGAAAUAGAAAUAAAGAAGUUUCAUGAAAUUAACAUACAGUCUAUGGGUACAGAGAAGGUCCUAUUUUCUUGUAUGACAUACUGUUGUCAUUUAACAAUUUAUUAAACUAUAAUUUUCAUGUUUUACCCCAGAAAGCAGAAGUCCAUGGAAUGAAAUAAUUGCACAUCUCAUUAUGAAUGAAUUUGGUACUUCAAAGCUCAGUCUCCACAAUAUUUUGGAAAUUGGGCUUCACGUUAUCAAUGAGGCUGAUCCUGUGACAACUGAAGAUGUUUUCUGGACAUUUCUGAGGAGACUUAUGGCCCUAAACAAAGAAGCAAGAAACGCAGGGUGUUUGAAGAUUGGCGAAGGUAUUCCAAAGCAGGACACCUUUGAUAAUCUUGAUGAUUUUGCUGAUGAUGAUGAUGAUGAUGAUAAACCUACAGACUCUAUGAAUCCUCUUGAUGUUGUAUGUGUCAUCCUAUAUAAUUCUGAACCAGUUUUACAAAAGGAGAUUGUAUCAAAAAUGUGCAUGUGCCAAUUUGCUGUCCCACUAUUGCUCCCUGCUGGUGAUGGAUCAGGCUACACCUUCAUGCUCUGGGCAAUGAGAGAUAUAGUAAAGAGGUGGAGACCCUAUUCAUUAGCAGAGACCAAGGGGUUUAUAGAGGACAGUGUGGUGAGCAUAUCCAUGCCUAUAUUUUCCUUUGUGAGACUGGGUCAAAACAAAAUUUCCAAAUCUAAAAACCUCAAUCAAGUGCUUAGCUCAGCACAGCAAGGUCAUAGCUUUUUUAUACAUAACAACAUGGAAUGUGGAGACAUAAAAAAAUCAAACUCCAAUGGAUUAGUAGAAAUAUCAUGGUAUUUUCCUGCAGGAAAAGUAAAAUCUGAUAUUUUCCCAGAACCCAUUGCAGUUACGAAUUUGCGUGGUAACUUGGUGUCACACUGGACCCAGUUCCAGUUCCUAAUGCAAGUCUCAUCUGCAGUGUUUAUAUUUGCUGAGACUAUUUCUGACAAUGAUUAUAGACUGUUAUCUAGCUGCAAACAUUUUGAGACUACUGUCUAUUUCAUUAUAAAUCGAAGUGCUGAUAUACAUGAACAGAAGAAGUCCAGGGGUUUUCUCAAAAUGUUGAGUCAUGAGCUAAAUAUUAAGCCAGAGCAAAUAAUAAACAAGGGAAAGAUUAAUGAGACACAACUAGUCACAACAUUGCAAAACAUCAUGAGUAACCUUUUAAAAAAUUCUUGUAAGAGAGCAAAACUUGAAGAGUUAUCAGAUGUAGCUAUUAAGCUUGGAAUCAAGGUAGAUGAGACAUCUGAAGAAUUUCAGAAAGCAAAGGAAUUGGCCAUGGGAAUUACUAAUGAAAUUGGUGAUGUGGUGGAGUAUAAGAGAAAGAACAUGAAGCUACAAGGACAGCUCUGGAAAGAACUAUCCCAGUUAGAGAAGGAAUUUUGUAGAAUGAAAAAACAAGGGCAUCAGAAUGCUGAAGACUAUAGGUGCCAUCUGAAAAAAAGGCGGUCAGAGCUACAUCAGGAACAGCACAAACAUGACCUUCCUGAUGGCAUGAAUAAGUUUAUAUCGGCAAUGACCCAAUUAACUCACACUGAGAAGGUGUAUUUUUUAAAAUGGAUGAAGUUUACUCUUGAUUCAAUAUCUAGAGAUGUUUUGUCAACUUUGCAUGGAAAAUACAGUCAAAUUUAUCAUAAAGGGCAUAGUGACCUUGCAGAACUGAAGAAAAUAGAUAUUUUAAUAUCGGACAGUUCUUUGGGGGUUGAACACUUUCUGCGUGAACUGGGACAGUUUUAUGAGUCAGAAUGUUCUCUUAUCAGAGACAAACUGAUCAACGUUAGCCAGAGUAAGUUUAGCAAACUUCCUGAAAUUGCUGCAAAAUUCCUGCUGGAUGGGUUCCCAUUGGAACUAAUAGAUGGAGAUGCCUCCAACAUCCCACUGCAGUGGAUAACAGACAUUUUGACUGAGCUGGACAACAUGACAGGAAAGGGAUGCAAAUUGAGAGUAAUCUCUGUGCUGGGAGUGCAGAGCACAGGGAAAUCCACCCUCCUGAACACCAUGUUUGGCUUGCAGUUCCCUGUGGCCAGUGGGCGGUGCACACGAGGAGCCUUCAUGACACUGAUUAAAGUGAAAGAAAACGUCAGAAAGGAAUUGGGCUGUGACUUUAUUCUAGUGAUUGACACUGAAGGUCUGAAGGCUCCAGAACUUGGAUCUCUGGAUAACAGCUAUGAACAUGACAAUGAGCUGGCAACUGUUGUGGUCGGGCUAAGUGAUAUCACAAUUAUCAACAUGUCCAUGGAAAAUAUAGUAGAAAUGAGAGAUACUUUGCAAAUUGUUGCUCAUGCCUUCCUUAGAAUGAAUGAAAUCGGGAAAAAACCGAUCUGUCAGUUUGUUCAUCACAACUGCAGUGAUGUAUCUGCUCAUGAGAUGACCAUGAGAGAUAGAGUGAAAAUGCUGGAACAGCUGAAUGAAAUGACUGAAGUGGCAGCAAAGAUGGAAAAAAAGAGUGGUAUCACUGCCUUCAGUGAUAUAAUGACCUAUAAUCAUGAGAAAGACAAUUGGUACAUUCCAGGGCUCUGGUAUGGUGUCCCACCCAUGGCUUCUGUAAACACAGGAUACAGCGAAAAUAUUUCUUCAUUAAAAAAACAUUUGUUUAACCUGAUGGCACAACAUAAAGAUAUUCAGAACCCUCAAAGUAUUAAUGAACUUACAAUAUGGAUAAAAAGCUUGUGGAAUGCAGUGAAACAUGAAAAAUUCAUCUUUGCCUUCAAGAAUAGCCUAGUGGCAGAAGCAUAUGAUAAGCUUGCUGUAAAAUACUCAGAGUGGGAAUGGAACUUCCGCAAGAAGAUUCAUACCUGGAUCAUGAAGGCAGAGACAAGAAUUAAGAAUCAAGCAGGUGAUGAACUGCAACCAGAAACGUAUGUGAGACUAAAAACUGAACUAUCUGAGAUAAUACAGAGCGGUGAAUUAAAUAUGCUAACAUUAAUAGAAGAUUAUUAUAAGAGCCCAACUGAAAAUGUCCACUUGAUUGAACGUCAUCGAGAAGAGUUUUUAGCAAGCACAAAAUGUCUCAGGCAGGAGCUUGAGAAUUCAGCAUCGAAUAAAUUAGAAGAGACUAUUCGUCGGAAAACAUUUAAUGAUAAGUUUCAAGGGAUUCAGAGCAAAUACCAAAAAUUGCUCGAAGAUAAAGUCAGCCGUCUUGUGGAAAAGUGCAAAAGACAGAACAAAAAUAAUGGAGAAGAAGAAGCAAAUGAAAUGUUUGAAACCAUGUGGUUGGAAACAAUAUCGGGAUUGCCAAAGUGUCAAAUAGAGAAAAUCAACACCAGUCAAGAGAUGCUAGGACAUCUUAUGAAAGACAUGGUUAAUAAGGCAGCUGUCAUAAACGAGAAGUUACUUAAAGUAAAUCAUUUGUCUGACUAUGGAAAACAAACUUUCCAGAUGGAUAAGAAAUACAUAGCUGGAAAAAAGAAUCCUCUGGUCUUCAUAAAAAAAUAUUUGACCAGUACGUUUACAAAAAAAAUCGAUGAGCUUGCUAAAUCUCUUGUCAAGAGCUGUAAUGAUUAUGUUACCGAACAAAUUAACAAAAAAAAUGGCUAUGACAGCAUAUAUUGCCAUGAAUUGCUUAACAUGGUCAAUAAGACACUCAGGGAGAAAGAUGUUCUGAAACUACCCACAACACAUUUGUUUGAGUUGGACAUAAAACUUUCUAUUUUGGGAAGUGCAGCCCUGAGAUUUCAAGUGAUGCAUGACAAAUUUGUACAAGAAAACGAUCCAAUAUUGUGUCUUGAAAAAUUGAAACCCUACUAUUUGACAAGCUUUAAAACUCUUAUCCACCAAGAUAAGGAGGAUCUGCAAAGUAGAGCUAAACGUUUCUGUGAGCUGUGUCUAAGGCCAGCUUUAAUGGAGCACAUUAACAGACACCUUGGGAAAGCAAUCAGGGACAAUAUGAUGCUGAGUGGGAAUUUCAAAGAGUUUUCUAGUAGUCGCCAUUUCCAGUUUGCUGUGCUCAAGAAACUGCUCGAAGAGAGAGACUUUCACCAGUAUCUAAAAUAUAUUAACAAGUAUGAGACGUUUGUGAAAUCAUGGAUAACAAAAGAAAUACUGGAAAAGUAUGAAAAGUCCAAAGAACUCGAAACUUUACAAAUACACAUUCUUUCCGAUAUCUGUAAGAAAGUCAGAGAGGUUCUCCAAGAACUCAGAUCAGUAGGACUUCUCGCCACAUCUGACUUUUUACAGGAAUUUUGCAAGAGGCUUAGAAAUGAAUUGGUCAUUUCACAAAAUAAUAUUCUUGUCGUCAUUUUUCAAAUCAAAGAUGAUAUUCAGAUGUUUUCAGAUGGAAUUGAGCUUUAUGUCACUGAGACAGAAAAACAAAUUUCAUCAGAAAUAAAAUCUUCCAGUGCUGAAUCGGUUCUUUCCAGGGCAACACUUAAUCCUGUGGACGUGGUGUUCAAGUCUGUCUGUGGUUGUUUAAAAUUCUGCCCAUUCUGUAGAGUUCCCUGUGAGGCUUCAGGUAUUGACCACGAGAAACACUUUGCAUCUACUCAUAGACCCAAGGGUUUGGCUCAGUGCACCUGGAAAACAAGUGGCAAUUUAACCACAUCCAUAUGUUCUACUGACGUUGAUACCAAACUUUGUUUUAUAAGCCCAGAAACAAACGGGGAAUCUCAUCCCUACAAAGAAUAUCAAACAAUCUAUACAGAGUGGGACAUUAAGCCUACACAAAUUGAGGAGUCAUCUGAUUACUGGAAAUACGUCUUUAAAGAAUUCAACAGAAAAUUUGCAGAUGCUUAUUUGGCAGAAUUAGCUCUAUUGCCAUUCGACUGGAAUUUUGUGACUAAGGAAGAUGCUCUGAGAAGCCUAGAGGAGGCAUUUUUCAUGCAGUAAAAACUAGAACAUUCUUUUCGCAUCCAGCACCCUAAUCCUAUGCAAUUCACUUUGGUAUCUUCUACAUAUAGCUUUGCACUUAUGUCCAUUUGAGGAGUAGUAUAAUAAAAGAUGGAAAGUUUUCACCAGGUCUAGUAACCCAUAGCAACCAAUCAGAUUAUUUAUUUCAAUCGUUAGACCAGUAAAUGCAACAUUCUAAUUGCAAAAUGUAGUGCAAACUUUGCAACUCUCAUUCCUUAAUCUGCCACCGAUUUUCUGUGUUUACUUCCUGGACUGGCUAAAGCAGAGCCCUAAACAUGUUUGACGCCUACUAAAACGGGGACUGCAAUGUUUCUUGCAAGACCUAGCCAGGAAUUUAAGGGACGUAUGGGUCCCAGGUGACUAAUCUUAAUUGGUAUUUAAAAAUGAUAUAUGUAACAUGCAUAAUAAGAAAUAGAGACUAAUGGAUACCCAAAUCAUGAUUCCACCCCUGUCUAACAACAACAACACUUACCUGAAGAAUUAAAUGGUUAAGUUAGAAAAAAAUAAUGGAAGCAUGCUUAAUAUUAAAGAUAUGCCAGGGCUACUGACCUCAAAACAUGUCCCAGGGAUUUCCUUUUCCUCUAAACCUGAAUGUUGUUUGUUGUAUAUUGACAAACCCAAAACCAAAGCUGGGUCCUACAAGGACACCUAAUAAGCAGAUGACAUCACACAGCACAUUAUCAAAGGGAAGAGCAGAUGACAUCACACACUCCAUAUCUGACAACUUCA